This is a messenger RNA of Hemicordylus capensis (graceful crag lizard), 1679 nucleotides long. It is a transcript of the gene SLC46A1, whose product is annotated as solute carrier family 46 member 1. Gene Ontology annotation, cellular component: plasma membrane. The record is from RefSeq and is a predicted model, not a curated record. The coding region runs from base 13 to 1494 and encodes 493 amino acids. Gene Ontology annotation, biological process: transmembrane transport. Gene Ontology annotation, molecular function: transmembrane transporter activity. The transcript has 5 exons. NCBI's taxonomy places the organism in Eukaryota, Metazoa, Chordata, Lepidosauria, Squamata, Cordylidae.
CUCCUUCCCAGGAUGAUGGCUACGGCGGACCGCCCCUCGACGCCGCUCCGCCCUCUGGCCGCCGCAGCCAUGCCGGAGCCGCCGGCGGAGGGGCUGCCCGGCCCCGAUCCCCCGCCGGCGGAGGACCCCGACCCCGACCCCCGGCCACCCCGCACCUGGCGACUCCGCGCGGUCGAGCCGGCGCUGCUGCUGGCCACGGUGGCGGCCACCCUGCAGAUCCCGCUCUGCACCGAGUACCUCUGGGAGCGCCUCGGCGGGGACAACGCCUCGGCGGCGGGCAGCGGCCACCACGGCAGCGGCGGCUGCAGCAACGGGACCAGUCCCGAGCAGAAGGCGCUGGAGACCUUGGUGGCCCACUGGAACCUGUACAUCCACCUGGCGGGCUUCUUCGUCGGCCUCUUCUCCGUGACUCUCUUUGGGCCCUGGAGCGACAGCGUGGGCCGCCGGCCGAUCCUGGUCCUGCCCGCCCUGGGCCUGGCCCUGCAAGCCGCCGUCUACCUGGUGGUCAUGUACCUGAAGCUCCCCGUGGCGUACCUCUUGCUGGGCUGCAUCCUGAGGGGCAUGACGGGGGACUACAACCUGAUCCUGGCGGGCUGCUUCGCCUACGUGGCGGACGUCAGCGACCGGCAUGGGCGCACCUUCCGGGUUGCCGUUUUGGAGGCUUGCAUCGGCCUGGCGGGAAUGGUGUCCAGUAUCGCCGGCGGGCAGUGGCUCAAAGCCCAGGGCUAUGUGGCGCCGUUCUGGCUCGUGUUGGCCGCGGGUCUGGGCGCUGCCUUCUACGCCGCCUUCUGCCUCAAGGAAUCGGUCGUGCCGAGGCGGCCGGGGAGACUCUUCACCCUCCGCCAUUACGGGGCCAUCUGCCGUCUUUAUGGCGCUCCCAGCCGGGGCGCCGUCGGGAAGAAGCUGGCCCUCUACUCGCUGGCGUUCUUCCUCGUGAUCACGGUGCAUUUGGGGACGCGGGACCUCUUCGUCCUGUACGAGCUCAGCUCCCCGCUCUGCUGGGGCUCGGGGCUGAUCGGCUUUGGCUCGGCGGCCGUCUACCUGGCCUACCUCACCAGCCUGGUGGGGCUGCGGCUGCUUCAGCUGUGCCUGGAGGACAGCUGGGUGGCCGAGCUGGGACUCCUCUCCAACAUUGCGGGGCUGGUGGUGAUUUCGCUGGCGGCGGCGACACCCCUGAUGUUCACAGGCUAUGGACUUCUUUUCCUUUCAAUGGCUGUUACUCCCGUGAUCCGCUCCAAGCUGUCCAAAUUAGUGGAUGCAACCAAACAGGGUGCUCUCUUUGCUGCUGUGGCCUGUGUCGAAGGGCUGUGCUCCCUAGUGGCCACGGGGGUCUUCAACUCCCUCUACCCGGCGUCUUUGUCCUUCAUGAAGGGCUUCCCAUUCCUCUUCGGAGCAGCCACCCUCCUGGUUCCAGCUGUCAUUGUUGGGUGGAUCGAAAUCAAGGACACGAAGCCAGACUACAGCCACUUUUCAGACUCGUCGCAAGAAUCUUAGCAGUGAUUGGCUAAGCUGACCUCCUCCCACUCCAGGGUCAAGGACUUGGAACCGUCCCUACAAUAGGAUGCCUUUUCCAGAAGGAAAUCCCCAUCGGUAGCCCUGUGUUUCUGAAGGCGUUUGCAGAAUGGAAGCUGCUUGCAAACAGAGCUGGAAUAAAAGGUCCCCAUUAUCACGCACUUUAA